Molecule: messenger RNA, 2551 nt
Organism: Anneissia japonica
Lineage: Eukaryota; Metazoa; Echinodermata; Crinoidea; Comatulida; Comatulidae
Product: N-alpha-acetyltransferase 35, NatC auxiliary subunit-like
Exons: 16
Coding region: 147-2309 (720 amino acids)
Biological process (GO): N-terminal peptidyl-methionine acetylation
Cellular component (GO): NatC complex
Source: RefSeq, a predicted model, not a curated record
AACGCCGGUCCAAAACCAUCGAACAUCGUACAUUACCUAGGCCUUAGGUAUCCUAAUGCCUAUUUUUGUGUCUGUAUUCUUUCCGUGCAAUCCCCGAAGUUGGCGAGCUGAUAUUCAAUCAAGCUGCAAUAUAUAACUUGGACAAGAUGGAUGACAAGACACCAGAGCUAGGUUCUCCAUUAUCACAAGAAUGCAGUGCACAACCUCUCUACAACUGGCUAGAUGUAACAAGUGCAUUCAUUGAAGCAACCGAUGAGCUUAAGCAAGGAGAACUUUUCCAUGAUUCCAGUUUUGGAUUAUUUGAAGCAAUGUCUGCGAUUGAAAUGAUGGACCCUAAGAUGGAUGCUGGAAUGGUUUGCAAUCAAAAGAGUGAAAUCCUAAAUCUUGAGCAGGGUAUAGAAAUGGGUAAAAUCAUCAUUAAAGAUAUUGCAUUACCAGAUCAAAUUGCAAUAAUUGAUACAACAUUUGCCUGUUUGGUCACAUGGCUUGAAGGCCAUUCUUUAGCACAAACUGUAUUCACAAGUCUGUACACACACAACCCAGAUAUCAUUGAGGAUCGCUGCAUCAAGGCUUUCACACUCGCUAUUCUAAAGAUGGUAGACAUCAUAAAGGAUAAAGUCAUCAGAGCAUCUGUGUAUGAAGAGGAAGACUUCCAGCCACUUUUGUAUGGUUUUCAGUUAGCACCAAAAGUAACAGAGCUGCGAGUUUGUGGGAUGCUUAAAGAAGUUGAAGAGGAGUACAACAAAAAGAUCAAGAACACAAGAACACGUCCAACAGAAAAGAAAGAUGAUGUUAAAGAAUUACAGCAUGAGCAAUACAUGGCUGUCCACACAAGGAUUAAAGCUACCAGAAUGAUCUACACAACUCUGUUAGAUUUGAACAAAAAAGAAGUAAAGACUGGUCUAGAAGAAGCUAAGAAACACUUGGACCAGUCAUCUAGUCUCCUUGCUGUUGUCAAGCAAUCUAUAAACCUAGGCACAUCAAAUCAAGAAUCAGACCUACAGCAAGUGAAUGCUGACAUAUCCAGUGUAAUGGGUUUUGAACCACUUGUUAAUCAACGGCUUCUUCCGCCAACAUUUCCAAGAUACACAAAGAUUGUUGGCCGUCUAGAAGCCAUUGAGUAUUUAAUGAACCUUAUUGAACGCUUGAAGAAAGUAUGUCAAGUUACAAACCAACCAAACUUCCAAGCCAUAAUGGACUUUUUUAUUGAUUUUAGCAAGGAGUGUCCAUGCAUUCUGUCUCGCUCCAUCCUUCAGUUGAUCUUCUUGCCAUAUAAUAACAAACGCGUUUUUGGUGUUGAGCUACUACAAGAUUCGAUCAAAGAAUAUCUUCGUACACAUGUGUGUUUCCCAGUUUUUAUGGUACGUCAUCCACUGUACAACCAUCAACAAGCAAAAGAACAUAUCGAUGCAUUUCUGAGCAAAGCUGUAAGGCCUAUAUGUCAGUUGAUGCAAGUUCAUGGUCAUAAUCGAGCUCGUCAACGUGAAAAACUAGCCCACGCACUUGAGGAGCUGUCAUCGUUACAAGAUGAGGCUGAGCAGCUUGACCGGGAAUUAAGCAAUAUGGUUGGUCGAAGUAACAGAGAAGUGAGCUGUUUUAGUAAUUGGGCACUGUACUACACCCUUCGAACCAUGAUCCAACAUAUGCAACUAGGAUUUGAAUUGGAACUUUAUGCUGUCCAUGAAUAUCAUUACAUCUAUUGGUACCUGUCAGAAUUUUUGUACAAGUGGUUGGAGUCAACGUUACGACGUCUGGAAGUUAUGCUUCAAGAGAAAGAAUCACAGAUAGAUCAAACGCAGAAAUCCCGUAUUAGUCGCAAGAAAGCCAAAAAGAAGAAGAGUCGUCCGAUCGACCGUGAAAUGGUUUUGGUGGAAGCUUUUCAGGCCAUGACUUGUGGAUAUUAUAAGGCUAUGAUUGGUUUCAAAAUGUCUCGUAAACUUGUUCAACCAAAUUAUGACUUUGAUCAAGAGAAGAUUCGUUAUGAGCACCGCUUGUCUGCUUUCACCAUUAUAAUGACGCCACCUCCUGUCCAGUAUGAACACUUCUUGGAUAUGACUCAUCCAUCAAAGUAUCCAACUGCUGGGCCGGCAUACUUCUUCCAAAUGGCUCAACAAGCAUUCCAACAGGCUCGUCAACGAUUUGAAAGUAUUUCAAAUCCAACAGAAGAGAUGACUGUCCUGGGGAUCAUUGCAAAGACAAACUUUGUAGUCGUCAAACUUUUAGCCAGCGGGCACAUGAAAGAGUCGCCAAAUCCUCCAGAGUUCGAUUUUUCCAGCCACCCUACGUAUCCAAUCAUAAGACUAAAAUGAGUAUUGUUUAUAAGUGUUGUUUUGUUGCAUUGAAGGAUGUUGAGAUUGAGUGGAGCUGUUGCUUGGGUGAUUAAUAUGCUUUUCGUCUAAUCUAAGCAUUCUUGGUUGAUCGUAAAAGAAGUCAAUAUUUUUUCAUAACUAAAACAAUAUUGAUAUUAAUAAUGAAAAUUUGUUGUGCACCAGUAUCCAUCUAGAAAGAGGUUCACAGUGCAGUCACAUGACAGUCAACUUCAAUGUUCUAA